AUGCCGUGCAAAGAAGUGAAAGGACCUAAAGAAAAAAGAUUAUCCGAACCAAUUAGCGGUUUUAAUUUUGAACCCAAUCGUGUGAAGUUUGCUUUAUCAUUAGUGGAUUCUAAUAUCUUACUUCCAACUGAAAUUGAUAGUAUUGCUAAACUUCGUAAUGUACUAAUAGAAGAUAUUUCUUUUACAAUAUUUAAAAAUACAAAUAAAAGAAAAUUACAAUCAUUAAAAUAUAUUCCCGAAAGUAAGGGUGGUGAUACUACAAAAUUUAUUUCAAAUUUUCUCAAAUUAUGUUAUAAUGCUGAAAUUAAUGAUACAGAAGAACAAAAGAAUUAUCUUUAUAAAUCAUUUACAAUGAAUAGUUAUUUUUCGAAAGAAUUUUAUAAUAAAACGAAAAAUGCGAAUUCAAUUAAUGAAUUAAUUAAAGGAUUUGAAGAUAUUGUUUUUGAUGAAUCAAAUUUAAUUAAAAAUGAUUCUAUUGUAGCAUUAAAACAUGGAGUUUCCAAAAUUCUAAACUCUUUAUGGAAAAUUAAAUUUGUUAAAGAAUUGAUUACGUACUCCAAUACUUGUAAAAUAUUACAACGCGUCAAAUCUAGUAAUAAAUUUCUUGGAAUAGACGAUAGAUUUACCUCUCCGUCAACUAAUCACACGGAAGUGAGUAGUUGUAAUGAUACCUAUCAUUGUUGCAUUAAGAAAUCUACCAAAACUGACAAGUUGAAUUUCUACGUAAUUAUGAUAUUCAAUUUACUAUUGGGAAUAAUACUUAUCAAGAAAGUUGUUUGUCAUAAUGAAAGAUUAGGAGGAAACGAUGAAUGGUGUAUUGAGCUUAUUAAACAACAUAUUUUGACCAUAGAUACUUUGCACGAUUAA
This is a messenger RNA of Rhizophagus irregularis DAOM 181602=DAOM 197198, 867 nucleotides long. NCBI's taxonomy places the organism in Eukaryota, Fungi, Glomeromycota, Glomeromycetes, Glomerales, Glomeraceae. The record is from RefSeq and is a predicted model, not a curated record.